This is a messenger RNA of Botrytis deweyae, 603 nucleotides long. RefSeq lists its product as uncharacterized. The record is from RefSeq and is a predicted model, not a curated record. Lineage: Eukaryota; Fungi; Ascomycota; Leotiomycetes; Helotiales; Sclerotiniaceae. The transcript has a single exon. The coding region runs from base 1 to 603 and encodes 200 amino acids.
AUGUCACGACAUCACCACAGUUCUCGAAAUGAGAAAUCACAUCCUCAUUCGCAUUCUCGACGAGAUACUCGUCAUGAAACUCGUCGUGAGAAAAAGAAAGUUACGCCGAAAAAUCUAGCGGCGACGUUGGGAAUGAUGGGGUUGGCGAUUGGGGCUACGUUGUUGACGGAGGGGGGACCGUGGAAGAGUCGUAUGGCUGCGGCGGCUACGGUGGUGGGGAUGGAGCAGGUGCUUGAGAGUGGGGGGUUUUUUGAUGGGAAGGGGGAGGGGGAGGGGAGGGUGGUUAAGGAGAGGGAGGAGAAGGGGGAAAGGGAAAGGGAAAGGGAAAGGAGGGGUGAGAGAGGGUUUGAGGAGGAGAGGAGACGGAGGGAUGUGGAGGAUGAUGAUGAAAGAGCAUAUCGACAUCGAAGGGAGAGGGUUAGAGAAGAAGAAGAUAGGAGAGAAACGAGAGGAACGAGGCAUGGACAUGGAUAUGAUUCAUAUGAGAGAACAAGAAGAGAUACUCACGACGAAGAUGAUCGACGACGUCGAGAAAGAAGAGCUAGGAGGGAAGCCAAUAGACGGUUCGACGAACAAUAUGAGAUUGAGGAGCUUCCCGUCUGA